This is a messenger RNA of Cannabis sativa, 1346 nucleotides long. RefSeq names its product protein IN CHLOROPLAST ATPASE BIOGENESIS, chloroplastic. The transcript is spliced from 10 exons. NCBI's taxonomy places the organism in Eukaryota, Viridiplantae, Streptophyta, Magnoliopsida, Rosales, Cannabaceae. The record is from RefSeq and is a predicted model, not a curated record. Bases 115 to 1149 code for a protein of 344 amino acids.
GGCUGAGAUUCAGAUUUUUGGUGGUGCAAAUUUGAGGUAGAAGACGAGAAUGGAGAUAUGAAAAUAUUAUGAACCAGACUACAAACAAACCACUAAACUGAGCUCAACAAAACAAUGAAGAUCGGCGGAGGAUUGGUGUACGGAGCCCCACGCGCCACCGCUCUACCCAAACUACUAUUUAGCCAUGGAAGCAACAGACUUCGUUGCUCUGCUACUUCUUCAUCAACUGAUCAUGUAAGUUUCAUAAAGGAUGUAGCUACAAGUAAGCCUCCUCAGAAUUUGUCUCAACUUAUGAAAAUGCUCAAAAUAAGAGGUGAUACUAUUAUGUCUCCAGGAGCUAAACAAGGGUUAAUCCCCAUUGUCAUUCCACUUGCUAGAAACAACUCUGGUGCUAUAACUGCUCUUCUGAGAUGGCCUACAGCUCCACCUGGCAUGGAGAUGCCAGUAGUGGAGGUCAGAAAGCAUGGAGUUUGGCUCUUGGCCAAGAAUGUAGACCAAUUGAUUCAUAGAAUUCUAGUUGAAGCAGAUACCGAAAACUCUAGUGAGAAUAGCGACGAGCUGUUUCAUGCUUCGGGUGAUUUGGGGGAAAAACUUUACACAAAGGGUGACUUUGCCAAGUCUCAAAUUUCAAACCUGGAUGUCUACCUUCUAAAACAAGUUGGUUUGUUCCCUGAUGUUUUAGAGCGUAAAGUAAAGCGACAUUUCGAGCAAGGAGACCAUGUUUCAGCAAUGGUAACUGGAGAAUUCUACACUAAAAAGGAGCAUUUUCCAGGAUUUGCACGGCCCUUUGUGUUCAACGCAGAGGUUUUGCUGAAAGUUGGUCGGACUAGUGAAGCUAAAGAUGCAGCGCGGGGAGCUUUAAAAUCACCAUGGUGGACACUAGGUUGCAAGUAUGAGGAAGUUGCUAAUAUAGCUCAAUGGGACGACGAGCAAAUUGAGUAUUUUAAAGAGAAAGUUAGUGAAGAAGGAAAGCAAGAAGAUCUUAAGAAGGGAAAAGCACCUGCUCAGGUUGUAUUGGAUGAAGCUGCUUUCUUGUUGGAUUUAGCUUCUGUGGAUGGGACUUGGGAUGAAUGUGUUGAGCGUAUUGCUGAAUGUUAUAAAGAGGCUGGUCUUAAUGAUGUUGCAACAUUCAUACAAUACACAGAUUGACAAGAGUUGAGUUUAUCACUAUCACUUCUUCCUAUUCUUCUUAUUCUUAUUCUUUUUUUUUGUUUAAGAUAAAAAAGAAAUAUACAUAUAUAUGUUUUGAAUUUUUGUAACCACAUUGAAAACAUUCAUGUAGCUACAAUUUUGAGUUUGAAGUCCUAUUUGAUCCUAUAUAAUACCACAUCAUUAAUUUAGGUGUA